GGGGGGGGCUGAGGGGGACGCCCGCCCACCUCGGCCCCGGCCGGCGGAGACAAAGGCUUGGGAACGCUGUGGCUAGAGCGCCGCCGGUCGCCUGGUAACCACUCGCGGUUGCUUUAUCCGGGGGCGGCUCCCGGCCGGCCGGGGUGGAGUCGAGGUCCCUGCGGGCUACCGCCCGCCUGGCGGCUCGCUGCGUCCCGGAGCUAGCUCUUGCCCCCGCUCCGGUUCCUAUGCGGGGGGCGGCACUUCCAGCAGCGUGGACCGCAGCGGGCAGUUCCUCUGGGCGGCAGGUCGCGUCCCUGCGAGCGCGUCUCAGUGCUGCCCCGGAGCGCCAUGAGCUCGGAGCCGACCCGCGCCUCGCUGCUCCGCGCCCUGUUUAAGAUGGAGCCGGCCGCCUCCGAAGUGCUGGGGGGAGCCUCCGAGUUCGUGAAAGAUCGCCUCUACUUCGCUACUUUGCGGAAUAAGCCCAAAAGUACGGUGAACACCCACUACUUCUGUACUGACGACGAACUGGUCUAUGAGAAUUUCUAUGCAGAUUUUGGCCCUUUAAAUUUGGCGAUGUUAUACAGAUAUUGCUGUAAACUUAAUAAGAAAUUAAAGUAUUUCAGUCUGUCAAGAAAGAAGAUUGUUUACUAUACCAGUUUUGACCAGCGGAAACGAGCAAAUGCAGCUUUUUUAAUAGGUGCAUAUGCUGUAAUAUAUUUGAAGAAAACACCGGAAGAAGCAUACAGGACGCUUCUGUCUGGAUCUAAUCCACCAUAUGUUCCAUUUAGGGAUGCUUCAUUUGGGAACUGCACCUACAAUCUCACCAUCUUGGACUGUUUACAGGGAAUAAAUAAGGCCUUACAGCAUGGAUUUUUUGACUUUAAGACUUUUGAUGUGGAUGAAUAUGAACACUAUGAGCGAGUAGAAAAUGGUGAUUUCAACUGGAUUGUACCAGGAAAAUUUCUGGCAUUUAGUGGACCACACCCAAAGAGCAAAUUUGAAAAUGGUUAUCCUCUUCAUGCACCUGAAGCCUACUUUCCCUAUUUCAGGAAACAUAACAUCACAUCAAUUAUAAGACUAAACAAAAAAAUUUAUGAGGCAAAACGCUUUACUGAUGCUGGUUUUGAGCAUUAUGACCUGUUCUUCAUAGACGGAAGCACGCCAAGUGACAGUAUAGUUCAGAGGUUCCUGAACAUCUGUGAAAAUGCUAAUGGCGCUAUUGCUGUACAUUGUAAAGCUGGCCUGGGGAGAACGGGAACACUGAUCGCCUGUUACAUAAUGAAACACUACAGGUUCACACACACUGAAGCCAUUGCUUGGAUAAGAGUAUGUCGACCAGGCUCUAUUAUAGGACCUCAGCAACACUUCUUGGAAGAGAAACAAGCAAUGUUAUGGCUGGAGGGAGAUCUCAUACAAUCAAAACAGAAGCAACAAGUAGUUGAUGGAAACAUUAACAGAGUUCUCUGCGGUUUGAAUGAUAUGUCAAUCAAUGACAGCUUGCUUAAAGUGCAAGACUUGGAUCAAUAUGAGGAGUAUGAUUUUGAAGACAAGGAAGGUGUGGAAACUAUGGAUGGCCUGACACAGGGAGAUAAGCUUCAUGCCUUAAAGAGUCGGAGACAGCCGUGUUCUACAACUGGAGCUCUGAGGCUGCAAGAAAUGAAACUGCACUCCAGGUCCAUAUCACAACCUUUCAGACUGAAUACUUCAGGAACUAUGGAAGGAUCCGUAUCUCCAUUGAAGGCCUCAAAAAUCAUGGCAGUUAAUUCAUCAUCUGCAGAAAGAAUAAACAGAAUUACCUCUUCCUCAGGCUCAAAUCUUAAAAGCAUUUCUAUAAACUCCAGAUUAGCCAGUUCUCUAGGGAACCUGUAUGCUGCUUCAGAUGAUGAUGAGAGCAAAAUGACAUCAUUGUCCUCUAGGACAGGUUUUUCCGUAAGCCAAAUCUCCAGCCACUUGAAUGGCAGCUUGCAGCUGCCUCGCAGAAAUAACCAUGAACUGAACAACAACUUGUACAACAGAAGCAGCAAUAAUGGCAACAACCUGAGCAGCCAAACCAGUUUUCACAGCACCGUGACAGAUGAGUAUGCACCAAGUCUCCUUUAUGGGCCUUACAGCUCUUCCAGCACAAUACCAGAGUCGAUCAAUUCCUUCCCUUCAGUCUGAAUAUGUUCAGUACUAAAGCUUUGCUGCUUUGGUGAAACCUGCUGAGUUCUUACCAUGGAAGUCCUUCGUGAAGAAGAAUUUAAAGAGAGAAGCUGCUCAUUCAGUUGAGGAGUCUUCAAUAAAAGUUAUAUUAAAACCAUAACACCAAGGAACAACUUCUCAACAGACAGAAAUUUCUUGUUAAUGACUACUGCAGACGCACUGAAGUUGUUUUAUGGAAAUUAUUCCUCCAUGUUAUAUACAGAUUUAAAUUUUUAAUGUUGAAACUACUUGAAUAUAUUUCUAAUUAAUUUCAUUAUAGCAUUUAUUAACUUGUGUACAGUCUUAAAAUGUAUUAAGAGAAUAUUUUAUAAAGCUAUAUAUAAGAAUUAUGUAAAAAUUAGAAUGUUUUAAUUUAGUUGUUCACUUCUUUGCUACCAAAAUGUGUAUUUUAAAGAAUUUUUUCACGUUUAUCAGAGAUAUUUUUUUAAUGAACAAGAGAUUUUUCUUGUUUUAUGGGUCCAUUAUUGCUUAAAGGCUAAUGUAAUUACCUCUUUCGCUGAUUGGUCUUCUGAUAACUUAAUAGAAGUCUAACUAAUGAGAGACUAGUUAUUAUGCUAUCAACUGAAAGCACUUGAAUACAUAGUCUGCUUUCCACAUUGAGCUGCUAAUGUUUCAUUAGGAAAUGCUAUGAAAGAAAAAUGAGUUACAUUGCAACUUAGAUCUUCCAUUGCAAAUAGAAAGUAACUUAGCUGAUGAUUCAAUUAAUACUUUUACAUUUUACUUUAAAAGUUAAAACAUUUCUUUAAAAGUAGAAUGUUAAAUUUUGCUAUGCAAUGUCUACUGCAAAAAUAGACAGGCAAAGCAUAUUGACAAAGAAAGAAUGUUUUAAUUUGGCUGUGCUGCAUACUUGCAUUUUCCAAGUUUCAGCAGUAAAACAUACUGAAGUAAAUGUUUUGGAAGUAUACUGAAUUCUCACUUACUGAUUGGGUGUUCCAUAAACCUUUUAAUUUGAAAACUAUUGUCAGAUAUAUAGGUAGUGUAAGUUGCUGUGGCACAUAAGCUUUGUCAGCAGUAAGGAUAUUCUCUAAUACAUAAGCCAGUGCAAUUAGGAAUGAAUUUUUUGAAUGAAAUGGUCUUAUAGUGAAGUAUUAGAGAUCAUGUAUAAGUUCUUCAGAAUUCCGCAAAUACAAUCACAGGAUAAAAAAACAGCAUCUGUGAGAACUUUAGAAGACAAACACAAAACAGAUUUGUUAGCCGUGAGUUUUUCCAAAAUCUACAAGAACAUGACAGUAGAGCUUGUUGACUUGUCAGUCUUUGUUUCUGAAGACCUGUGAAUUAUCUCUAUUUGCCCUGCAACUGAAGUUGCCACCAGGUCACAAAUCGCUACAUAGUCGUACUGAAAGUGUUAAUAAGCAAUACUGAGAGCAGCUAUAUAAAUCACUGAAUAAAACUUACAUGCAAUACUGUACUUUUCCACAAUUGUGUAUAUGUAAAAUAUACACACAAAGUAGCAUAUGUGUGUGCAUAUAUAUAUAUAUAUAUAUAUACACACACACAACAUACUAUAUAUGAAUUAUAGAUUAAUGGUAAGGUAAUUCUACCUCUUAUGAAAAAAAUGGCAUGUGCUUUAUUAUAAAUGGUUUUCUUUAAAAACAAAAACAAAACUGUUUCAUUUUGGAAUGUAGAUAUAUGUACAUGUAUACAGCUAAUUGAUAAUAAAAUGCAGAUAUCAGCCAGC
This is a messenger RNA of Gallus gallus (chicken), 3862 nucleotides long. It is a transcript of the gene CDC14A, whose product is annotated as cell division cycle 14A. Gene Ontology annotation, biological process: microtubule cytoskeleton organization; protein dephosphorylation; cilium assembly. The transcript is spliced from 16 exons. Lineage: Eukaryota; Metazoa; Chordata; Aves; Galliformes; Phasianidae. The record is from RefSeq and is marked validated. Gene Ontology annotation, cellular component: centrosome; spindle pole; mitotic spindle. Gene Ontology annotation, molecular function: protein serine/threonine phosphatase activity; protein tyrosine/serine/threonine phosphatase activity. Bases 331 to 2142 code for a protein of 603 amino acids.